Dictyostelium purpureum is the source of this 171-nucleotide messenger RNA. RefSeq lists its product as uncharacterized. Bases 1 to 171 code for a protein of 56 amino acids. The record is from RefSeq and is a predicted model, not a curated record. NCBI's taxonomy places the organism in Eukaryota, Evosea, Eumycetozoa, Dictyosteliales, Dictyosteliaceae. The transcript has a single exon.
AUGGGUACAUGCAAAUGUAAUUCAGAAUACACAGGUUUCGAUUGUUCAUCACCAAUUAAUAACAAUAAUAAUAAUAAUAAUCAAGCAGAAACAGAAACAGAAACCAAUAACAAUGGAACAGUUAUAAUUAAAAAUCAAUUUAUAGGAUAUUCAAUAUCGAUUCAAUUAUAG